AUGCCGCAAUUUAAUAUCGCCUUUUUUGAAUUACGGCAGUAUCGGUAUCUAGUAAUGAUUUAUGAGGAUGACACAAAGGUUGCAAUAGUAACGGGAGGAAAUAAUGGUUUGGGAUUCAUAACUGUCAGAGAAUUGGUCCGUAAAAAUGCUCAUGUGUUCAUUGCAAGCCGUAGUAAAGAAAAAGUAUUUAAAAAAGAUAAAAAUGUUCAAUAUGGAAUUAAUAAUGCGGGUAUUAUGGCAACUGCAUUUGAAACAACUCAAGAUGGUAUUCAAGACCAGUUUGGCGUUAAUCAUCUUGGCCAUUUUCUCUUCACGAUCUUAUUACUACCAACUAUAAAAGCCUCAGCACCGUCACGUAUUGUCAAUAUUAGCAGUGUUGCUCAUGAGAAAGCUCCACCAGCGGGAAUAGAAUUUGACAAGUUGAAUGAUCCGAAAGCUCACAGUGCUUUUCAAAGAUAUGGUCAAUCGAAACUCGCAAAUAUUUUAUUCACCAUUGAACUUGAUAAAAGACUUUCAGGAACAAACGUUUAUUGCAAUAGUCUCCAUCCAGGAGUCAUAAAGACAGAGUUAUGGAAUGGUUUCGUUUCUUCUUGGGGUUCUUGGAUAAAACCAUUCCUCUACAUAGGAACAUCAUUUAUGUUAACGCCUGAAGAGGGCGCGUUAACACAACUUUAUUGUGCUACAAGUCCUGAAAUCGAAGAAAAAAAUCUUCACGCAAAAUAUUUUGUACCAUAUGGUAAAUUAGGAAAACCUACUGCUCAAGCUAAAAAUGAAGAAUUGGCAAAACAAUUAUGGGAUUUUUCAGAAAAACUUGUUAAAGAGAAGUUGGGUGAUGACGUGUUUAAUAAUGUCGGAUAG
Messenger RNA from Dentiscutata erythropus, 858 nucleotides. NCBI's taxonomy places the organism in Eukaryota, Fungi, Glomeromycota, Glomeromycetes, Diversisporales, Gigasporaceae. The record is from the annotation of a GenBank genome assembly.